This is a messenger RNA of Chiloscyllium plagiosum (whitespotted bambooshark), 4754 nucleotides long. RefSeq names its product BTB/POZ domain-containing adapter for CUL3-mediated RhoA degradation protein 2. Gene Ontology annotation, biological process: proteasome-mediated ubiquitin-dependent protein catabolic process; protein homooligomerization; negative regulation of Rho protein signal transduction. Lineage: Eukaryota; Metazoa; Chordata; Chondrichthyes; Orectolobiformes; Hemiscylliidae. Gene Ontology annotation, cellular component: Cul3-RING ubiquitin ligase complex. The record is from RefSeq and is a predicted model, not a curated record. Gene Ontology annotation, molecular function: protein binding; ubiquitin-protein transferase activity.
GAUUAAAGUUACAGCAGCAGAUGAGUAUGUAACUUUCAAUUUAUUCAUAAAUGAUUCAUUCCGAGUAUGUAUUUGAACUUAGAACUUUUGAAUUCUUUAACUUAAAACUUGGCCUGAAGUAUUACAUAGAUGCAUAGUCAUCAUACAAAAAUUAACACAGUCCUUGGAUGGCAAUGACAGAAAUGACCAGAAACUUAGUCAAAAAUGUGGCUGAAGAAGGUGGUGGGUGAAUGGGUUUCGGAACACAGAGAUGUGACUGCGAGGAUAUUUUCCAGUGGUGUGCUUCAAGGAUGGGUGGUGCAUAUGUUAAGAGCAUUUGUGAGUGUGGCCAGACCUUGGCUUGACGAUCACGGCGGGACAGUUUAAGCCAACUGUGUGCAGAGUUACUAUUUAUCUACAGAGAGAAAUGUCUGGAGAUACCUGCUUAACAUCACUAUACCCAUCUUCUGGAGCCAAACCCAAAGCCCUCAGCUUUAAAGGAGGAAGCAUGGGGAACAAAUAUGUCCGAUUAAAUGUUGGAGGCUCCUUGUACUAUACCACUGUUCAGAUUUUAACCAGACAUGAUACUAUGCUAAAGGCAAUGUUUAGUGGAAGAAUGGAAGUGCUUACUGACAAAGAAGGUUGGAUUCUUAUUGACCGUUGUGGCAAACAUUUUGGCACAGUUUUGAAUUAUCUGAGGGAUGACUCGAUUAUUCUUCCAAAGAGUAGACGGGAAAUUAAAGAACUGUUGGCAGAGGCUAAAUAUUAUCUCAUUCAGGGCCUGGUGGAUAUGUGUCAGACUGCAUUGCAGGAAAAGAAUGAAUGCUGUGAAGUUGCAUGCACAAUUCCCAUGAUCACCUCUCCUAAAGAGGAAGAACGACUAAUUGAAACGUGUGCAAAGCCUGUUGUGAAGCUGCUACAUAACAGAAGCAACAACAAAUAUUCCUAUACUAGCAAUUCUGAUGACAAUUUGUUGAAGAACAUUGAGCUGUUUGACAAGUUAUCCCUGCGAUUUAAUGGAAGAGUGCUUUUUAUGAAGGAUGUCUUGGGAGAUGAGAUUUGCUGCUGGUCAUUUUAUGGGCAGGGACGCAAACUUGCAGAGGUUUGCUGUACUUCCAUCGUGUAUGCAACAGAAAAGAAGCAAACCAAGGUUGAAUUUCCAGAAGCGCGAAUUUAUGAAGAGACAUUAAAUGUCUUGCUUUAUGAAACUCCACGUGUACCUGAUAACUUGUUGUUGGAAGCCACUAGUCGAACCUCUGGUCAGGGAUCACACAGUGAAGAUGAAGAGGCAUUGGAAGUUAGAGAUCGUGUGCGUCGAAUACAUGUGAAAAGAUACAGCUCCUAUGAUGACAGACCUCUUGGACACCAGGCUACCUAUAGAGAUUAACAUUGUAAUCAGAUGGAUAGGUGUGAACAGUAUUUACAUUUUAAAACACUUUUUAUCUACUAAUGAUCAUCAGAUGGGUUAUCAUGGAACAUGAAGGCAACUGACUGAAGAGAGAAAAAAACCUGCGCUUUCAAGGUUAAUUUUCUUUCAUUUGUUAUAAUGUUGAUUUUUGUUUGUUUAAAAAAAAAAGCCUUUGAGCUGAAAUGCUUGUCAAAAGUUGUGAAUUAAUUGGCCUUAACUCCAUUAUAGGUUGUCUUUCUGUUGAUCUUAAAGUAGUUUCAAAAAUCUGAAACCUCAAUUUGAUGGAAUUCUGGCUUACCUCUAGCAAUGGAGGUGAAGUUUGAUGCCAGUGCCAUUGCAUACUCCAUAGAGGGAGGAAACAAUAACAAUGAGAAUUUUCCUCUCAUGAUUGCUACAUGCCUUUUGCUUCAGACCAUGAAGGCCUGGGAUUGAGUGCACCUCUCCCCUUUUUUGUCACUGUUUUUGGCUUUGGACAUUAAGAGGAUUCAUCCUCAAAUAUCAGAAGAGUACAUUUGAGUCGAAACCUGUCUGCUAAUUUCAUACUCGUUUUGCUCCUAUUUCUGUUCAAUAUGGAUCAAGAUACUACAGUGCAAUUACUUUCUGAACCAUUGAGUGUGCCUUAGUUUACAACUCUUAAGUUCAUCAUUCAUUCGUUUUUUUUCAUUCAUUCAUUUUUACAUUCAAUGUUUUAGGAGUGCAGGAGGAGAAAACCGUUUUAGUUACCAUUCUUCUCCAAGAAUAAUUCUUCCACACCAACUAUGUCAGCACCUUUAUCAUUUCAGACACCUAACAUAGCAUUUAUAAAAUGGUGCAUUGCAUAGUGUUUGGAGGUGAGGUCUAGUCAAAAUCUAUCUGAAAUCCUAGUGUUUAAUACCUUUAUUUCCAAGUCUUAAUGAACUAUGAUUCUCAACUCUUUAAUAUGUGAUGUUUGUUUUUUAUUUGUGUUAUGGUGAAAUAUAUUUUACAUGGUGUGUUUUUAAUGGAACCUCCAAGGAAAAUCUUUUAAUAAGUAGCAUUGGCAGUCUGGGAAGAUAAUGUGUUUACUUAUCAUUUUAAAAUAAUGGAAUUGGAUUUGCAUCUGAAAAUUAUGUUAACUGGACCAAAAUGUUAAGUUUCUAUUUUUGUAUGUGUACACUGCCCAUUGCUUAUCUUUGUGUGAACUUGAGAUGGUAUAUUUGACACUACAGUGCACUGUUUGCAUCAGAUAAUGGUAUGUUGGCUGAAACUGACUUUAUGUAAUGUUUGUGAAACUAACUGAACAUUAGUCAUAUAUGAAUUGAUGAAUUAUGUGAGUAAUUCAAGUUAGACUUUCAAUCGGAGAAAUUUUAUGGGCUUGUGACUUAGCCAAGAUGCAAGUCAGGAUUAGACUGUUUUCAGAUUGUGGUGAGAUUCUUCCUUUUUCACUUGCCCCUGCCCUGAAUCAUACCAGUUGCUGGCUGACUAUAGAGUGGAUUUGACAACAACUGAAGCUGUGAUUAAGAAUCAAGUCUGCACUCUUAAGUCUGGAAUUGAGCUCCUUUUACCUUCAUCUAAACAAAAUAACUUCCUUUCAGUGUGGCUUUCUGCUUCACUAGGAACUGUUUCUAGGAUGCACUUUCUUUCAUUAUAAUACUUUAUCAUGUUAUGCAAUUUAUAUCAGAAGAAAACAUGCCCUCAAGGGAAAUCCUCUUCAUGGCUCAGACAAAACAGCCUAGAACUUUAAUCCCAACUAUCUUGAGGAUGACCAUACACAGUGAGGGCCAUUGGCAGGCCUACAGUAAACUAAUUCACUGCCCUCAUUAGGAUGGUACUGCUGCAUGUGAGUGCUAGUAAUGGCCCCAGAGGUUCUCUGAGAGAGCAAGAAAACAUAGGAGUUGAACAUGAGCAAUAGUCAACAACAGCCUGUAAAAGGGUGAUUGGAACAUUCUUGCUCCAGAAGGCAGGUUUUGCUUUAAAGUUGACAUGCUGCAGGGUCACAACCUCCAGUCACACUUUUUAAGGGUUGAUGGUAUACGUGUUGAGGCCCUGAAAUACUUUUAGCCAUGAGCCUGUGGGUUUAACAUCAGAGAAUAUAUACAAACCCUAAACAUAUAUUGACCAGUCCUAACUAGAGUGCGUGAUGCAAUUUUAGCAGAGGAAGAGCAUAUGCUUAUCACCUGCAAUUUUCAAACAUUAGGUACACAUUUUAACCUACUGAAUUUCUAGGCUAGUGCCAAAUACUAUGUCAUCUCAGUACUGUUUAAAUGGCUGUACGGGUUUUACUGCCAGCCAUCAUAUCUGACCGAUAGUGUUGACUAAACUCAGUCACUCAUCAACAGCGGUGCAAAAUCUCCAAAGUUGUUUGUAUUUCACUUCUUCAGUCAAAAUUGUGUGAGAAGGGAUAAACAAAUCAUCUCAAAGAUGUAAAAAUUGAUGCCAAAGUAUCUGCUAAAUUGCUUGACCACCAAUCUUUGAUCCCCCCCCUCAAAUGUAAAUAAAUUUGAAUGCAUAUCCAAGAUGAGUUUCGAUUGUGUACAAUCACAGGAUAUAAGUAAUUUCUUUAGAAAGGAUAGUUUUUGUUUGCUUCAAUGAUAAAUGGUCUGGCAUUAUCACUUUUAUUAUAAAUUGGUUUCAAAGUUUACAUUUUGGUUUCCUAAGCAACAUGUAGAUAGCUGUCACAAUCCAAUAAACAAAUCUGGAUUAUCACUACAUGUAACUGAUCUCUAACUUCUGCAGUUCAUUGGUCCUGUAGAUGAAAUAUCCCAGUAUUUCAUAGUUGCAACUCAAGAAGGUUUACAUGCUAACCUAAACACCAGUUUUGCAGUAUUUUAAUCAAUGAAUUAUAUCAAUGAUUGACACGCAGGAUAAGAGAAGCAGUUGAGGAAAAGGGAACUUUUUAGAGUCAAUAUUGAUUUUUGUCUUAUAAUUUGAAUGCAAAUAUAUUGAUGUCUACUUACAUUUCAGUCCUGUGUGAAUUUCCAAGUCUUUUUUUUUAAUGAGCUAAUUUGCAAAAUCUUCGAAGGCACAAAUAUUGCAGUGAUUGAGGUGCUGCUUGCGUCUGUGAAUAUUGUAACAUCAAAUAUUGCAAUUAAGCUGUGAAAUGGUUGUUUAAAUUGUGGUUGCUGAAAGGCUUACAGUGAGCCCAGUUGAUUAACUAACACUGGAAUACUCACCCACGAAACCACUGUGUAAAUAAAACUGCUCAGAAUUUUUGACACUGUGAUGGAUUUUUUUUCCCCACAAAGUUGCUGUAUCGCACAUAUUUAAAACAACCUGUAGCAACACUAUUUGUAAGGAAUAACUUUCUGGAAGGGUACUUCUACUUCUAGACCAGAGUGUUGCUCCUUUUUAAAUAUUGUACUAAAAAAUUAAAUAUUUACUAACAUUAAUAAAAUGUGGUGUUGCUUGA